Messenger RNA from Periconia digitata, 8050 nucleotides. Lineage: Eukaryota; Fungi; Ascomycota; Dothideomycetes; Pleosporales; Periconiaceae. The record is from the annotation of a GenBank genome assembly.
UCCACGCCUUGUCCCAUCUCUCGUGUCAGUUAGCCGGUCGACGAUUGUGAGAUAUCCGAAGGAUGCUUGCUCGAGCAAGGGGGGGCCCGCCACGGAGGUGUCUUCUUCUUCUUCUUGUCUUUCUUCCACGUUCUCUCUUGCUCUGUUCAUUUCAACCAUCGUGGCGCCGUGAGCACCGUCGGGUCCAUUCGCUGUCAACGAUGCCAGGAUGCGGCAGUGUGGAAAAUGGUGGGCGGUGGGUUGAGGGGGAGGGCGAAUGACUAGCGCAGGGCGUGUGCACGCACGCCGGGCCUCAGCUCAACAGACAGCCAGGGAGCUAGCUAGGCCUUGUCGUGUACUAUCCACAUUAUGUACAUACUGACUGACGCUCAAACAACCUCUCGGAAGCGGAAGCGGAACACCAGCGAACGAGGCCAGGAAAAAAAAAGCCUUGGGGUUGGAUCGUCGCCAGCCAGCCCAAUGGCUCCAGAAAAAUCAAACACUACCAUACAUGCUCUAUCCACUUCCUUACUACUGACCACCACCAAAUAAAUACUUCAUCACCCUUCUGCUCCCCACCUGCCCUCCCUGCCCUCCUCUCCCUCCUCCCUCCCUCCAUCCCCCCUCCGACAUUGUGAUUGCUCUUCACCUGCAUCAUCAUCUCUUACUCCAUCUAUCUUAAUAGACGACCACUGCCUCUACUAUAUACCCGCGAGCCACUUCACCCCUCGCCUCUCUAUUAGCCGUGCUUUUUGCUAUUUACCUACCCUCCCACCUAUUUAUCUAUCCCUUCAUCAAUUCUCAUCAUUGCCGCUUUCCAGUGGUUUUUGAUGCCGAGUUUGUGAUUGAGGGUUCCGCUAAUCCUUCUGCGCUGACCCGCCCAAUCAAAAUUUCACACCGUCCGGUACCUUCUGUGCUCCUCCGCCAGUUGAUACCUUCGACUUUCCGGCCUCCCCACCGGCCGCUUCCCCGAAACCCAGUACUGUGUGCCUGCCCGCCAUCUAAUCUGGCAGCCGCCGCUGGUUCCAUCGAUUCUGAGCAAUUGAUUCCUCCAUCUCUUGCUCCCUCCCCUCGUCGUCGUCGUAUUCUCUCUCCUCCAGCAGAGUAAUCCCCGACUCCCGAGCCCUCUACCCGUCACCCGGCCGCCGAUCCACCGAAUAAAUUUCAAUUCCUCCUCACCUCCACUCCCGAGUGCGUAGCGUUUCCUGUGGAGAUAUACACACACAAAAUGGUCGGAGUCCAGCAGAACGGAGCUAAUGGCUCCUCCAACGGCGCUCCCAGCUCCAUGGCCGCCAAGUACAAUCUCGCGCCGCAUUUCAUCGGCGGAAACUCCCUCAACCACGCUGCUCCCAGCAAGGUGAGGGACUUUGUUGCGGCCCACGACGGUCACACCGUCAUCACAAAUGUCCUCAUUGCCAAUAACGGUAUUGCUGCCGUCAAGGAAAUCCGUUCCGUACGGAAAUGGGCAUACGAGACUUUUGGCGAUGAGCGAGCUAUCUUGUUCACUGUCAUGGCGACGCCAGAAGAUUUGCAGGCCAACGCCGAGUACAUCCGUAUGGCAGACCAAUAUGUUGAGGUACCUGGAGGUACCAACAACAACAACUACGCCAACGUCGAACUCAUUGUGGACGUGGCUGAGCGUAUGAAUGUACACGCCGUAUGGGCAGGGUGGGGCCACGCCUCAGAAAACCCUAAGCUACCCGAGUCCCUCGCCGCAUCGCCCAAGAAGAUCGUCUUCAUUGGUCCCCCAGGCUCCGCUAUGCGGUCGCUAGGAGACAAAAUCUCUUCCACAAUCGUCGCACAACACGCCAAAGUUCCCUGUAUCCCGUGGUCGGGAGAGGGUGUAGACCAAGUCAAGGUGGACAACAAUGGAAUCGUCACUGUCGAAGAUCACAUUUAUGACAAGGGUUGCACAAAGACACCUGAAGAGGGUCUUGAGGUGGCCAAGAAGAUUGGUUUCCCCGUCAUGGUGAAGGCCUCCGAAGGUGGUGGUGGUAAGGGUAUCCGAAAGGUGGAGAAUGAAGAGGAUUUUGUUCAACUCUACCGCGCCGCCGCCUCCGAGAUUCCUGGCUCGCCCAUCUUCAUCAUGAAGCUGGCGGGAAGCGCCCGUCAUUUGGAAGUGCAGCUUUUGGCCGAUCAGUAUGGUAACAACAUUUCGCUCUUUGGCCGUGACUGCUCCGUCCAGCGACGUCACCAGAAGAUUAUCGAAGAGGCCCCCGUGACGGUGGCCCAAUCCCACACUUUCCGUGAAAUGGAAAAGGCUGCCGUAUCCCUCGGCAGGCUCGUGGGCUACGUCUCUGCUGGUACAGUUGAAUACCUGUACUCGCACGCUGACGACAAGUUCUACUUCCUCGAACUUAACCCCCGUCUCCAGGUCGAGCAUCCUACCACUGAGAUGGUCACUGGAGUCAACCUGCCAGCUGCGCAGCUUCAGAUUGCCAUGGGUCUUCCUCUGCACAGAAUCCGUGACAUUCGGUUGUUGUACGGUGCCGACCCCCACACGAGCGGACCGAUUGACUUCGAUUUCUCUCAAGAGGGCAGCGCCCAGAACCAGCGCCGACCGACCCCCAAGGGCCACUGCACAGCUUGCCGUAUCACUUCAGAAGAUCCCGACGAGGGCUUCAAGCCUUCCGGAGGUACUUUGCAAGAUUUGAACUUCAGGAGUAGCUCCAAUGUAUGGGGUUAUUUCUCCGUCGGUACCGCUGGUGGCAUCCACAGCUACUCGGAUUCUCAGUUCGGUCACAUUUUCGCGUACGGCGAGAACCGACAGGCCUCGAGGAAACACAUGGUUGUUGCGCUCAAAGAAUUGAGUAUCCGUGGUGAUUUCCGAACGACUGUCGAAUAUCUGAUCAAGCUGCUCGAGACCCCCGCCUUCGAGGACAACACCAUCACGACUGGCUGGCUCGACGAGCUCAUUUCUAAGAAGUUGACCGCCGAACGCCCUGACCCCAUCAUCGCUGUCAUCUGCGGUGCCGUGACCAAGGCCCAUGUCGCCAGCGAAGCCUGCAUCAACGAGUACAAGACAAGCUUGGAGAAGGGCCAGGUCCCAUCCAAAGAGGUACUCAAGACCGUCUUCCCCAUUGAUUUCAUCUACGAGGGUUACCGCUACAAAUUCACCGCCACCCGAUCCAGUAUCGACAGCUUCACGCUUUUCAUCAACGGUUCCAAGUGCUCCAUCGGCAUCCGCGCCCUUGCUGACGGUGGUCUGCUCGUACUGCUCGGCGGCAAGUCCCACAACAUUUACUGGAAGGAAGAGGUGGGCGCCACCCGUCUCUCUGUAGAUGGAAAGACCUGCUUGCUCGAGCAAGAAAACGACCCUACUCAGUUGCGCACACCUUCUCCCGGAAAGUUGGUCAAGUUCACCGUGGAGAACGGCGACCACAUCAAGAAGGGUCAGGCUUUCGCCGAAGUCGAGGUCAUGAAGAUGUACAUGCCUCUGAUUGCCCAAGAAGACGGUUUUGUGAACCUCAUCAAGCAGCCCGGAGCAACCCUCGAGGCUGGAGACAUUCUGGGUAUACUUGCACUGGAUGAUCCUUCCAAGGUCAAAUCUGCUCAGCCGUUCUUGGACCUCCUCCCCGAUCUAGGCCCACCACAAGUGAUGGGUAACAAGCCGCCCCAGAGAUUCGCCUACCUCUUCGGAAUUCUCGAAAAUAUUUUGCAGGGUUUCGACAACCAAGUCAUCAUGCAGAGCACCCUUAGGGAGCUUGUUGAGGUUUUGCGCGAUCAAGAAUUGCCCUAUGGCGAAUGGAAUGCGCAGGCGUCUGCCCUCCAUGCACGCAUGCCCCAGAAACUCGACACUACUCUUGCACAGAUCGUCGAGCGUGCUCACAGCCGUAACCUCGAGUUCCCUGCUAAACAGCUCAACAAGGCUUUCCAGCGCUUCUUGGACGAUAACCUUACCAAGAACGACGCAGAACUUCUCAAAGCCGGCCUUACUCCGUUGACCGAUGUGAUCGGCCGUUACGCCGACGGCCUCAAAGCGCAUGAGUAUUCUGUUGCGAUCAAGCUCCUUGACUUGUACCUGAAGGUAGAGAAUCUCUUUUCCAACAGUGCUGGCCGUGACGAGGAGGUCGUUUUGAAGCUCCGUGACGAGAACCGCGACACCAUCACCAAUGUCGUACACACCGUUCUGUCCCACACUCGGGUUAGCGCAAAGAACAACUUGAUCCUCGCUAUUCUCGACCUGUAUCGUCCCAACAAGCCAGGCGCUGGAAAUGUCGGCAAAUACUUCAAGAGCGCGUUGACAAAGCUCACCGAGCUUGAGUCAAGGCAGACUGCCAAGGUCUCGCUCAAGGCCCGCGAGGUUCUUAUCCAAUGCGCCAUGCCUUCUCUCGAGGAGCGCACAUCUCAGAUGGAACACAUCCUCCGAUCCGCAGUCGUUGAAUCGCGUUACGGUGAGACUGGGUGGGAGCAUCGUGAGCCCAAUUUCGAUGUCAUCAAGGAAGUUGUUGACUCUCGGUUCACCGUUUUCGAUGUCCUGCCGCAAUUCUUCGUUCACCCGGACCCAUGGGUUGCCCUUGCUGCUCUAGAAGUAUACACUCGUCGUGCAUACCGUGCUUACCAGCUAAAGGAGAUCAACUAUCACACCGACGGCGAGCAACCCUAUAUGCUCUCGUGGGACUUUGUUCUUCGAAAGGUUGGUGAGUCUGAGUACGGCUUGCCCGCUGAUGCAUCGCAGCCCGCUACUCCCGGCACUCCUGGCUUCGAGCGACCUCCCCGUAUUCACUCUAUCAGUGACAUGUCGUACCUCGACUCCCGCAUUGAGGCAGGCGAACCUUCCAGGAAGGGUGUUGUUGUCCCCGUUGAGUAUCUUGACGAUGCCGAUGAAUCAUUGGGCAAAGCCCUUGAUCUGUUCCCAUCGGUCGGUCCUUCCAAAAAGGCCAGCACUUUGAACCUGAAGGCGAGCAUGACCUUGAAGCGCACACCGACUAGCGGUGCGUCUGCUUCCAGCUCCGACGAGCUUACCGGUGUUCUCAACGUUGCUGUACGUGACGUUGAGGGUUUCGAUGAUCAAGAGAUCAUGGAACGCAUUCUCCCAAUUGUCAAGGACUACAAAGAGGAGCUCUUGGCGCGCCGCGUUCGCCGUCUUACUUUCGUCUGUGGCCACAAGGAUGGGACUUACCCCGGAUACUACACCUUCCGCGGACCCAGCUAUGAAGAGGACGACAGCAUCCGUCACGUCGAGCCGGCUCUUGCUUUCCAGCUUGAACUUGGGCGUCUGUCCAAGUUCAACAUCAAACCUGUCUUCACGGAAAAUCGCAACAUCCAUGUCUACGAAGCCGUAGGCAAGGGUGCUGAGAGUGACAAGCGUUACUUCUUGAGGGCUGUUGUUCGCUCCGGCCGCCUCCGGGAAGACAUCCCCACUGCCGAGUACAUGAUCUCUGAGACUGACAGGUUGAUGACUGAUAUUUUGGAUGCUCUGGAGAUCGUCGGUACCUCUCAAGCCGAUAUGAACCACAUCUUCAUCAACUUCUCCCACGUCUUCCCUCUCACGUCUUCGGAGAUCGAAGAGGCCAUUGGUGGGUUCCUGGAUCGUUUCGGCCGACGACUCUGGCGUCUCCGUGUUACUGGUGCCGAAAUUCGCAUCAUUGUCACUGAUCCCAACACUGGUGCCCCGUGCCCUCUUCGUGUUGUCAUUACCAACACCUCUGGAUAUGUCAUCAACGUGGACAUGUACGCCGAGAAGAAGUCGGAGAAGGCUGGUAAGUGGGUGUUCCACAGCAUUGGCGGUACAUCCAAGAUUGGUUCCCUGCACCUUCAGCCAGUCUCCACUCCCUACCCGACCAAGGGCGCUCUCCAGCCGAAGCGUUACAAGGCUCAUCUCAUGGGCACGCAAUAUGUCUAUGACUUCCCCGAGUUGUUCCGCCAGGCCACUGAAAAUAGCUGGAAUGCCGCUGUCGCCAAGCAUCCUCACCUGCGCGAGAAGCAGCCGCCCAAGGGAGAAUGUAUAGAAUACUACGAGUUGGUUCUUGACGACAACGACAACCUGGCUGAGGUCAACCGUGAUCCUGGAUCCAACACCAUCGGCAUGGUUGGAUGGAUCAUCACAGCGAAGACGCCCGAGUACCCUCGUGGCCGUCGUUUCAUCAUUAUUGCCAACGAUAUCACCUUCAAGAUUGGCAGUUUUGGUCCCCAAGAAGAUGGUUUCUUCCACAAAUGCUCAGAGUUGGCUCGCAAACUUGGCAUUCCCCGCAUCUACCUUUCUGCCAACUCUGGUGCUCGUAUCGGUCUUGCUGAGGAGCUCAUUCCUCACUUUUCCGUCGCCUGGAAAGACGAAUCCAAGCCUGAGCAGGGCUUCGAAUACCUCUACCUGACGCCUGCCAAGUACAAGCACUUUGUAGAUGGCAAGCGUAACGAUGUCAUCUGCGACAAGAUCAUUGUGGAUGGCGAAGAGCGUUACAAGAUCACCACUGUUGUCGGUCAGGAAGAUGGUCUCGGUGUUGAGUCUCUCCGUGGUUCCGGUUUGAUCGCUGGUGAGACAUCAAGGGCCUAUGAAGAUAUUUUUACCAUUACCUUGGUUACCUGCCGCUCUGUUGGUAUCGGUGCUUACCUCGUCCGCCUCGGCCAGCGUGCCAUUCAGAUUGAAGGCCAGCCUAUCAUCCUCACCGGUGCUCAGGCUAUCAACAAGCUGCUCGGUCGCGAGGUCUACACUUCCAACUUGCAGCUCGGUGGUACUCAGAUCAUGUACAGGAACGGUGUCUCGCACAUGACCGCAGCCGAUGACUUCGAGGGCGUUUCCAAGAUUGUCAAGUGGCUCUCGUUCGUACCUGACAAGAAGGGCAACCCUGUUCCCAUUUCGCCCACCGCUGAUGACUGGGACCGCGAUGUGACUUACUAUCCCCCUGGCAAAGCGGCCUACGACGUUAGGCACCUCAUUGGUGGCAAGGAAGAUGCCGACGGUUUCCAGUCUGGUCUAUUCGACCGUGACUCUUUCGAGGAAGCUCUCGGUGGAUGGGCCAAGACCGUCGUUGUUGGUCGCGCCCGUCUUGGCGGUAUUCCUGUCGGUGUCAUCGGUGUGGAAACCCGUUCGGUCGAAAACGUCACACCUGCCGAUCCUGCCAACCCCGACUCUAUCGAGCAAGUCGCUUCAGAGGCUGGUGGUGUCUGGUACCCCAACUCCGCUUUCAAGACAGCUCAGGCCAUCAAGGACUUCAACAACGGUGAGCAACUACCGCUGAUGAUCCUUGCCAACUGGCGUGGUUUCUCUGGUGGUCAGCGUGACAUGUAUAACGAAGUGCUCAAAUACGGAUCGUACAUUGUCGAUGCACUUGUCAAGUACGAACAGCCCAUCUUCGUAUACAUUCCCCCGUACGGAGAACUCCGUGGAGGAUCGUGGGUCGUCGUGGAUCCUACCAUCAACUCUCAAUUCAUGGAGAUGUACGCCGAUGAAGAUUCGCGCGGUGGUGUCCUAGAGCCAGAAGGUAUUGUCGGUAUCAAAUAUCGCAAAGACAAGCAACUCGAGACCAUGGCCCGCUUGGACCCAACCUACGGCGCACUAAAGCGCAAGUUGGUGGACCCAUCAACAGCCAAGGAAGACCUUCUGAAGAUCAAGGCGGAGAUGACCGAGCGGGAGCAAAACCUUCUCCCUGUUUACAGCCAAAUCGCGCUUCAAUUCGCCGAUCUCCACGAUCGCUCCGGUCGCAUGGAGGCCAAGGGUGUCAUUCGUUCCUCGCUCCGCUGGCAGAACGCUCGACGAUUCUUCUACUGGCGUCUACGCCGUAGAUUGAAUGAGGAGUACAUUCUCAAGAAGAUGGCAUCUGCCGCCGCUCCUUCCGUCGAUGGAGCCAAGCCCGACGCCAUCACCCGCGUCAAGGGCAUCGAGAUGCUCAAAGCCUGGUCGGCGGUUCCCAAAUUCGAUCAGGAUGACAUGAGUGUCGCGGUGUGGUACGAGGAGAACAGAAAACUCGUACACGACCGGGUCGAGCUGCUCAAGCGUGACGGUAUCGCCAUGGAGAUUGCUCAGCUCAUGCGCAAGGAUAGAGAGGGUGGCCUGAAGGGUGUCAUGGCUCUCUUGUCUACGCUCCCGACGACGGAGAAGGAGGAGGUACUCAAGAUGCUAAGCAAGGCGUAG